Ahaetulla prasina is the source of this 5817-nucleotide messenger RNA. It is a transcript of the gene BCL9L, whose product is annotated as BCL9 like. Bases 255 to 4037 code for a protein of 1260 amino acids. Gene Ontology annotation, cellular component: beta-catenin-TCF complex. The record is from RefSeq and is a predicted model, not a curated record. Lineage: Eukaryota; Metazoa; Chordata; Lepidosauria; Squamata; Colubridae. Gene Ontology annotation, molecular function: beta-catenin binding; transcription coactivator activity. The transcript is spliced from 5 exons. Gene Ontology annotation, biological process: canonical Wnt signaling pathway; negative regulation of transforming growth factor beta receptor signaling pathway; positive regulation of transcription by RNA polymerase II.
UAGGUGCUUGUGUAUUUGUGGGUGACGAAGGGAAUUCCUCUGGCCUGCCACCUGCUGGGCACUUCAGGGAAAGCAGCAACAACCUGGGGCACUCUGCGGAUGACUUCUCUUGUGCUGCCCCUGCAUGUGUGAAUCAAGCCGAGCUCUCUCAGCUCUUCACCAGCCAAUCUGGUGCCACAACGGCUGCUGAACUGCAGCGGUUGUUCAGCCUGCCAUGAUUGUCCCUCCCAGAUUGCCACGUAGCCGAGUCGGCCAUGAGCACAGGUGCACAGCUGGGCCCGGGAUCCAACCCUUUGCCGGCCCUGAGCGAGAGCAACACGCCUGGCGCCCCUCACAGUGCAGCUCCCAACCUGCGAUCAGACGCUGGAGGAAAGCAGAGCCUGCAGCUGGUCUAUGUCUUCACCACACACCUGGCCAACACGGCUGCGGAGGCCGUCCUUCAGGGCCAGGCAGACUCCAUUCUUGGCUACCAUCAGCAACAUGUGCCCCGGGCAAAGUUGGACCAGCCAAGCCCUCUCCCGAAGAUGCCAGGUGCCGUUGAACCCCUGCCGCUCCACUUGUCUCCUGCCAAUACUCCUCAAGGACCGCCAGCCCUGCCCCCAAGCAGCCAGGCCCAGGGACAGCAGGCGGGAGGGGCCCCGCUGGGGCUCAGCCAAGGACCUCUCUCUUCCAGCAAUGCUCUCCCGCCAGAGGGGGCCCCUGAAGAGGCUUGCCAGGACCUGACACCCAACUCAGUGGGAAACGGCAGCAACAGCAGCAGCUCAGUGGCCCCCAGCAGCACCCACCCCAGCACCCCCACCGCGCUCAGCUCCCUGCAGGCCAGCACUGCGGAGGGCUUGUUGGGGGAGGGGGCCAGUACGGCCCCCCCCACGGCAGGUAACGGGCCUCGCAACCCCCUCAACACCGAAGGCCUCUCCAAGGAGCAGCUGGAGCACCGGGAGCGGUCUCUGCAGACUCUCCGGGACAUCGAGCGCCUCCUUUUGCGUGGCAGCGAGGCUGAGCCCUUCCUCAAGGGCGGGCCAGGCCCUGGGGAAGGGGCCAUCCUGCCCCCCCAGUCUACAGCCCCACAGCCUCCCCAGGCUGCCCUCUCCGGGACAGGCGUGAAGAAGUAUGAGGAGCCGCUGCAGUCCAUGAUUUCACAGACGCAGAGCCUGGGGGCCCCAGGCCUGGAGCAGGAGGGACCGUUGCCCCCAGGGGUGGACCUGGGCCAACCUAUGAACGUGGUGCUGCAGCGCCUCAGCCAAGACAGCCUGACUCCCGAGCAGGUGGCUUGGCGCAAGCUGCAAGAGGAGUACUAUGAGGAGAAGCGCCGUAAGGAGGAGCAAGCCGGCUUGCAUGGGGGGCGGCCGCUGCAGGAAGUGAUGCUGGCCCAGCCCCUGGGAGGUGUGAUGCUUCGGGGGCCCCCGCCUCCCUACCACAGCCGUCCCGGAGAGCAGUGGCUGUUGCGGGGGGCACCCCUGGACAUUCAGGAGCAGCUGCGGCCCACCUUCCCCGGCCCCCGCGGCUUCCCGGGUGGCCACGUCCAGAGGGGCUUUGCCACAAUGCCAAGCCUGCCCCUGGAAUCCCUUGGCCCAGUCGGCGGUGGGCCCCGCCCUGUGCAGCCCGGCGUACCGUGGGGCGAAGACCUGCCCCUCAGGGGUCCAGGACACUUUGCACCCGGGGGCCUCUCGUACUCCCCAGGGCAAGGCGAGGCCGAGCGCUUCCUGCCAUCCCGGGCCCGCGAGGACCUGCUGCGUCACCCCCUGCUGGAGAAGCGGCCAGGGUCUCUGGGGCUGGAGAUGGAGCGCAUUUUGCCAACCCACCGGCAGAUGGAGCCUGCCAUGUUUGCCGGGGAAGGCUUGGGCUUGGAGUUUGGGGGGGGACGGGCCCUGAUGAGCCCACCACCACCGCUGCAGGAGGUGGAGCCGAGCGCCUUGGCCACACCCACUAACUUGAACAUGAAUGUGAACAUGAACAUGAACUUGAGUGUACAGAUGACGCCCCAGCAACAGCAGCAGAUGCUGCUGACCCAGAAGGCCCGUGGGCCAGAGCUGAUGCCCCCGGAGGAAAUGGCCCGAGGACGCGCCCCAAAUGGCACCGGGGCCAUAAUGGGGGGCCCACCUAAGAUGCUGAUGGGCUCGCCCUUCCCAGGCCAGGGACAGCAGCAGAGCUUCUCUGGGCAGGGCCCCUACCCACCUGUGCCGCAAGAGAUGGGGGCCACGCCUGAUAUGUUUGGUUCGGAGCAGGGCAGCAUGGCCGGCACCCCACGGCUCAGCCACGUUCCCUUGCCGCCCAGCACCAGUGCCUCCGCCACGAACAUGCAUGGGGCUCCCAUUCGGGGCCUGGGCCGUCGCCCCUCGGACCUGGCCCUCAACAUGGGGCAGAUGAACUCACCCAGCGUGGGCCGUCUCAAGUCUCCCACCCUCAGCCAAGCACAUUCCCCCCUGGGCACGUCCCCUUCAGCCAACCUCAAGUCUCCGCAGACACCUUCCGCCCUGGUCAGCCUGCCAGCUGCCACCGCCAGCAAUGCCCCCCUCAAGUCCCCCCAGGUGCUGGGUUCCGUGCUCAAUGUCCGCUCCCCAACUAGUUCGCCCGGCCAUCUCAAAUCGCCCUCCAUGGCUGUUUCUUCCCCAGGAUGGGCACCCUCCCCCAAGGCCAGCCUUGCCAGUCCAGGCAAGCCAGCCCUCGGAAUGGGCAACUCUGCCCCCUUGGGCCACCUUGAGCAAGGUGCUGUGCCCUCUGGGUCUCGGAGCAGCUCCUCUGCCCCGUCUGGCAACACCUCCGGCCCCCUGAUCCCCAACCUGCCUUUUCCUUCCUCUCCAGAUCCACCCCCAUCCCAGAACCCUUUGUCCCUCAUGAUGUCCCAGAUGUCCAAAUACGCCAUGCCCAGCUCCACGCCACUCUACCACAACGCCAUCAAAACCAUCGCCACCUCAGAUGAUGAACUGCUCCCGGACCGGCCCCUGCUGCCGCCUGGGGCUAUGUCUGGCAUGGGCGGAAAUCAGCCCAAUCCAAUGCAUGUGAACUCUGUGGGGCCGACCCCCGUGCCGAGCCCUAUGGGCCUGAACCUCGCUGGACAGCAGCUGCUCUCCCAGGAAGUGGCAGCCCCCCCAAUGUCUUCGCCCAGCCCCCUGGGGACCGGCCUCCCCAUGCACAGCGGCGCCCCUGUGCAGAACCCGAUGAUGCCCCCCGGUCCCCCAGACGCCCUGGGCCAGCCCUGCGGCCCUUCUGGCCAGCUGGUGUUCGCACCACGUCUGCAGCAGCCCCCCACCAAUGGGGGCGGCAUUCCAAUGGCCCCGGGAGGAACGGCCGGACCCGGGUUGCAGCAGCCGCCUCCCCCACAGCAACACCACUACCCGCCUGGCUUGGGAGUCCCUCCAGAAGAGCUGCCCCCCCAGCAGGUGCCCCCUCAGCAGCGCCUGGCUGGGCGGCUGCCCGAGCCCUACCCAUCUGUGCUUCCCGGAGUGGCCUCUGUGCUCAGCGAUCCAGAGUUGAGUGAUGUGAUCCGGCCCACCCCAACGGGCAUUCCCGAAUUUGACCUCUCCCGCAUUAUCCCUUCGGAGAAGCCCAGCAGCACGCUGCAGUACUUCCCCAAGGGGGAGGGCCAGGGGGUCAAGGCCCUGCCCCCCUCAAACCUGCACCUGGCGAGCUUGCAGAACAUGAUGGUAGAACAGGGCCCAGCCCGGCCCGGCCCACAAGCAAUGCCACGUGGAAUGGCCCUUUGCCAUCCCGGACAGAUGCCCGUGCUGGGCAGGACAGGCCUGCCCCCCCAGCAGAGCCUGGUGGGCAACAGCCUGCCCCAAGGGCUGGUGCUGCCCCAGCAGAGCCUCCUGGCCCAGCAGAACUUCCUGCUCAUGCAGGCCAAGCAGCGCAGCAUUUCCGUCUCCGGAGAGAUGUACGGGCAGCCGGCGGGGCACCUGAUCUCCCCCCAGGGCUCCCUGAUGGGGCCCCCGUCCCAGCAGAACCUCAUGGUCUCCAUGCGCCAGCGCAGUGUCUCCCUGGAUGGCCAGAUGAGCUACGGCCCCGGAACCGGUGGCAUGGCCAACCUGCCCUUCUAAGGAACGUUCUGCCUUCUCUGCUUUGCUUCUGAAAGGAGGAAUUGGGAGGUGUCAGUAGGUCUGAGGGAGCAACCGCCAGCCCAGCCUUCUCGGGGUCGGAGUAGACAGAGGAAAAGGCGGAAGCCCUCGACCAGUUACCCUGGCGCCAGAUGGAAGUCCCACCCAGCAGCUGUCUGCAAGAGAGCGGAGUCCGGGCGCAAGCUGCCCACAGGGCUGGACACUCCAGGCUGGUGCUGGGAUAGGGCCUGAGGUGACGUUUGCACCCCUACCCGCACUUGGCUCUUGUUACAGGACGCUGGCCCCAAAGAGACGCCACGGGAGUGGAUUGGCCCUUUCCCCCGUGCUGUGGAUGGAUCGUGGCCGGCGCAAGAAACGAGAGGGAGGCUUCCCUGACCGUAGGGCACUGCCCCUUCAGUGGCCUUCUGUGCUCGCUUGUUUUCCCACAGGGAGGGGCAGUCUGGGUGAGUCCCCCCCAGCUCUUCCCUUUGCUUCCAUGCCGCCUGGCUCCCUUGCUGGAGAAUAGCCAUCGGACGGCUCCUCGGCCCAAUUCCGCUUCCUGGGCUUAUCGUGAAAUAACACCUGAAAGGGGGGAGGGGAGGAGGAGAGGAGGUUUGGGGAUCAAAGGUUGAAAUAGUCUCCCAUCAAAAAAAAGAUUGCUUUCAUUUGGCAGCAGUUGCCCACAAUGAACGAAGAGAAGUGAAAAGCAAUGCCAGAGGCCCAAUGAGGCUCGCAGAGAGAUGGGGGGGGGGGUCGAGGGCAGGCCCCAUAGCCUUGCUUGGGAAAGAUUCGCCUGCACCUCCUGUGUGUGGAGUGGGGGAGUGGGGGGGGGUUCACACCCUGCCUUCUAACAAGGCAGGGCAGAGCAAGUCAGGGAGGCCCUUCCUCUCUGCCUGCCCAGGGUUUGAGCAGCACCCUAGGUUUGGGCCAGGCCGGGCUCAGGGUGGGGGGGCUGGGUCUUGCAGGCCCUUCCCGGCAGAUGUAUCUGGCACUGCCAAGCUGGGGCGCCUCUGCACUUUUAAACUCAGCUUCUGCCUGAGACCUCCCCCACUCCCCCCCCCCCGCGCUCCCCUGCCCAGCUUUGGCAGUGAAGCUCAGAAGGGGGAGGGCUGAGGAAGCUACAGAAAGUAUGCUGGGCUGAUCGGAUAACAGAAUUGGUACCCCCAAGAAGCAAGGAGGAAAGGCUGGUUUUCCCCAGGUUUCUUGGACCCUCCCAGCGAAGGCCUGGCCAGGAGUUUCACCACAACAGCCCCCCCCCCCCACUACGCCGCAGAAGGUGCUUCCAGUGACCCACCAUCAUGUUCAUCCCCACUCGGAGCAUUCCUGGGCUCCCUCCCCUCCCCUGCCCCCCCAGCUCUGCCUUGUGCUGUGAAUAUGGUCCAGUCUCGUGUCUCCCGCCUCCUUCCUGUCUCCCUCCCCAGCUUGAAUCGCCUCUGUUGAGCGCCCCCCCAUCCCUCCCACCCUGCUUUCUCUGCCGUCAGUCAGGAUGAGGCCAAGGGAGGAGGUGCCAUCAGGGUGACCCAGAGCCCCUGCAGCUGACGGGCAGGGGGCACUGGAUGCUCCAUGCCAUCUCCUGCCAGCCAUGCAUUUUGUACCAGUCUAUAAAUAAAAAUAUAUAAAUAAAUAUAAAUAUAAAUAUAUAAAUACAAUAUGUGAAGACAUCUUACCGGUUUUUAUUUUGAAAUGAUUUCUAGGCUUGUUUUGGGGUAUCUGUGCUGCCUGUAACGUAUUGAUUGACCUGUUUUAUAGGUGCCUUUUUAUUAAAAAAAAAUCAAAACUUUGC